AUGAUGGCGAUGAUCCUGAUUCUUAUUAUCGUUGUUUAUGGAAGUUAUCGUUUGUAUCAACACUUAUAUCCGACGCCAGAGGUUACUCCUCAUGGUAAAUACGUUUUGAUCACUGGAUGUGAUACGGGGUUCGGUCGUACAUUAGCUAUUGAACUUGAUAGACAAGGUUUUCACAUACUGGCUGGUAUUUACAAUUCUGACAAUCAAAAAGCACUUGAAAAUGAGCUUUCGUCGCGUGCAACUGUCUUCUCUUUGGAUAUAACUCAACCGGCACAGGUCGACGCAGCUUAUCAACUGGUGAAAACGAAAACUGAUACAUUACAUGCGCUCGUUAACAAUGCUGGUAUCGAUCAGGAUGGUCUCAUCGAUUGGAUAAGCCUUGAUUUUAUGAGAAGAAUGAUGGAAGUGAAUUAUUUUGGGCACGUGAACAUGACGAAAACUUUCUUACCUUUAUUAAUAAAGAAACGGAAUUCACGCGUGAUCAACAUAUGUUCGGUCGCAGGUUAUAUAGUCGCACCUAGUAUGUCGUCUUAUUGCGCAUCAAAAUAUGCUUUAGAAGCCUUUUCUGAUUGUCUUCGUCGUGAAAUGCAUCCGUGGGGUUUACGCGUUAGCAUCAUCGAACCAGGUUACAUGCGAACACCUAUUAUUGAAGGACAGGUUGAAAUCAUGCGAAAAAUGUGGAAUGGUUUGAGAGAAGAUGUCAGAGAGCGAUGGGGUGAAGAUUAUUUGAAGAAUAUAAUGAAUAAACGAACGAACAGUUUUUUCAUUCGUUUGGCGGAAGAUCCUCGAAAGGUUGUACGUGCUCUUCAACAUGCUGUUGCGAAUACAGUUCCACACAUUCGUUAUCGACCAGGUUGGCAAUCAAGUUUACUGUUUUUUCCCUUGUCGAUGAUUCCGGCUGGAAUCACUGAUUUCGUCUUAUACAGAGGACAGGGACGAAAUGUUACACCGAGCGGUGUUUAUCAACAAAUCAAGGAAUAG
Adineta ricciae is the source of this 981-nucleotide messenger RNA. Lineage: Eukaryota; Metazoa; Rotifera; Eurotatoria; Adinetida; Adinetidae. The record is from the annotation of a GenBank genome assembly.